Abrus precatorius (Indian licorice) is the source of this 1235-nucleotide messenger RNA. Its product is annotated as CRS2-associated factor 2, mitochondrial. NCBI's taxonomy places the organism in Eukaryota, Viridiplantae, Streptophyta, Magnoliopsida, Fabales, Fabaceae. Gene Ontology annotation, molecular function: RNA binding. The transcript has 5 exons. The record is from RefSeq and is a predicted model, not a curated record. The coding region runs from base 52 to 1137 and encodes 361 amino acids. Gene Ontology annotation, biological process: Group II intron splicing.
CUCCCAUCAUUCAAAGGUACUCUCACUUCUUCAAUCAUAGCCGUUUGCCGAAUGCGGAACCACCUCUUCUUCUUUUGGAGGCGUCGUUUACCACUCUAUCACCGUCGUUUUCUCAGUCAUUUCGCGCACGACGACUUAUACGAUCCACCGUUUUCCCGCUCUCCAAAGCCCCACAAAGCGAAGAAGAAAGAGGAGAAAAGGAGGAACAUAGAGAAUGGAGCUCCGAAUAUAAAUGGAGCCCCAAAUGGUCCUUUUAAAUCGGACCUUCCUUUCGACUUCAGAUAUUCUUAUUCGGAGUCUGACCCCUCCAUAAGGCCCAUCAGCUUCCGCGAAUCGCCCAAGUUCUCUCCGUUUGGGCCGGGCCGGCUCGACAGGAAAUGGAGCGGUACUUCUGCUCCUGUUCGGGAGAACGUGGACCGGAAUCGGGUUGAAGAGGAGCGGAAUCGGGUCCUCGGAGCCCCGCUUAAUAAGGAAGAGGUGGCUGAGCUUGUUGAACGCUACCGUCACAGUGACUGUGCCAGGCAAAUCAAUUUAGGGAAGGGGGGAGUCACUCACAACAUGUUGGAUGACAUCCAUAACCAUUGGAAGAAGGCUGAAGCUGUGAGGAUUAAGUGCUUGGGUGUGCCAACUCUUGACAUGGACAAUGUUUGCUUCCACCUUGAGGACAAGUCUGGUGGGAAAAUUAUCUACCGCAACAUUAAUGUACUGCUUCUGUACAGAGGACGAAAAUAUGAUCCCAAGAACCGUCCAGUUGUUCCUCUUAUGCUGUGGAAGCCUUAUGCACCAAUAUAUCCUAGGCUUGUGAAGAAUGUAAUUGACGGUUUGACAUAUGAGGAAACAAAAGAAAUGAGAAACAGGGGAUUGAACUCACAUCCUCUGAUGAAACUUACUAGAAAUGGUGUUUAUGUGAAUGUGGUGGAGCGGGUGAGGGAAGCUUUUACGACUGAGGAGGUUGUGAGACUGGACUGUACCCAUGUGGGUAAAAGUGACUGCAAAAGGAUUGGAGUGAAGCUAAGGGAUUUAGUGCCGUGUGUCCCUCUUUUGUUCAAGGAUGAGCAGAUACUCCUCUGGAGAGGAAAUUUCAAUCAAGAGCAAACUUCAGACUCUCAGACAUGGUCACACAAUUCAGUGUUCUAGAGUAGGCAUCCACUAUGUACACUACUUAUGCCAAAACAGAGAAACCAAAUACAUGGUAUGGAUUGGUGGUUCAUAAGGAGUCAAGUUCUCUCCAUUUU